AUGAUUCGAGUGCUGCGGUCCCCUGCGGUGCUGCCGGCGGUGCGGUCCAUCACAAUUGGCGGCCGCAGCACGAGGGGCGGCUUCAGUCGGCCGCUCGGCAAACACCCGCAGGUGAAACAAGGCGUCACCGACGGUGUGCCGCGCCGCAUUCCAGGCACAACGAAAGUGACGUACACAAACAAGAAGGGACGGACAUUUUCCUUUUCCAUUCCACUCGCAGAGAUCACACAUCCACCGGUGAAUUUAACCAACGCCUCAGGUUCAUGGAAAGAAAUGGAUACGAGUUUCUGUGAUUUGGGAGAUAUGGAAGAUGAUAUGCCAUCGGCAGUGGAUGAUUGUCUGCAAGUGAAUCCGGAGGAACGUUCGGUUGUGGAGUUGUGUGAGGCAUUUGUUUCCUUUUGUAAAGAAUACGUUUUGAUGGAUACCACUGGAAUGAAGAACACUCCCUCGCCGGGGGAACUUAACGUGGGACCCGAUUAUGAACAUUAUGAUCGACGACUAAAGCGAAAACGUCACUGGUUGGCUAUACGCCAUCGCUUUGAAGAUGUACGGCAUAUCAUUUGGCCGGAUGAAGAAGAGGCAAUGAAUACUGCCGAUGGGGCAUUAUUGAGUGUUGGUGAAAUGUUGAAUGCACUUCAAUGGCUUGAGGCAGCUUCGACAUUUUGUGUGCGUAAAGUACACCCGGCAGAUGUUGUGGAGAAGGAGGAACUUCUACCGCUUAAUCUUCAUCGUGAAGUGGAAGUUGUGGCACGUUACGCACGAAAUGAUCCUACGUUAUUCCGUGAUAUGAGCAAUACUACUAAUAAUACUAAUACUAUUAAUACUACUAAUAGUACUUCUACAGCACUGGAAAGGUUUAUCACAUGUGCCGCAUUAUGUUGUAAUCAUGGUGUUCCAUUCUCGUCCUUCUUUGGGGUAGAACAAGAGAAGAUGAAUGAUAUUCCUUCUACUAUUAGUAUUAGUAGUAGUACUAGUACAGAUGCUGUCGCUACCGAUGAUUUAAGUAAUGGAAAAUGUAUUCUUACCAAUAUGCCUUUUGUUCAGACCGUAUUUGGAGCUAUUCGUUUAAUGAGUGUUACUGAGAAUGAUAGUAGUGUAUAUGGUUUCUCUAAUGCUUCUGGAGUGGUGGAUCAACGGGAAGUUAUGCAAGGCCUCUCUCGAUUGAUGAGUGUAGAAGCAUUUGGAGAAAAGAAUGCAUUGGAAAAUGUAGGUGAAAGUGAACUUUGUACCAUUAUGCGUUUUUGUGUGGAAAUUAAAGAACGAAAUACUGCCUUCUUUACACGAACAGAACCAAAAAAGAAUGAGGAAGAGGUAUCUUUUAUGGCUAAAUAUCAACAACUCUCACAAAUGGCUUUAGCACGUUGUAAAUAUCUAUUAUACCGCUUAGAUGGACCCCGAACUCAAAUUAUGAGUGAAGAUGGUUUUAUUCCAAUUGUGGAAAUGCAAAAACAUGCGGAACGAACCAAUAAGGAUACGCUUAUUCAUUAUAAUUUAGGCAUUCGAAGUGCUCAGGGACUACGACGUGUAAAACUCGGUGCGAAAUCAUCUGCAGUACUCGCAGAACUUGUAGAAAGAUUAGAAGUAAGUGAAAAUCACUCCAGUGGAAAUACACUACUCUUAGAUUUAGUACAACACUUAUCACAAAAAGCAGCAGCAAGUAAAGUCUCUGUUACUCUCAGUGAAGUUAAUAGACUCUUACCAUUAUUAGCACGCAUGCAAAGUGAAACACCAACAGGAAUACUUCAUUCUCGUUUUAAUCGAUUAAUGGCUGUACUCGAUACCGCUAUUGGGGCUGCCAUGCAGCAGAAACGCACGGUGGUAGAAGUUGUGGAUCUAGUAGAAGGUCUUGCAGCGUGUAAUUUUUUACCAUCAUCUUUUAAACAAGUAGAAAUGGUGUUGCUGCGAUUGAUGAUGACUCAAGAUUGUAGUAUUACACAAGUAACAAGAAUUCUAAAGGCAUUAUCAACAUUAUUGAAUUCAAAGGUUUCACAAGUGUUAUUACAGUCAGCAGCUUCACACGUCACCAUCGUAACUAAUUCUUUGACUAAAGAGAAAGAAUCGGAUAAUAGUGAUAUUAAUAACAGUAGUGAUAGUAAUAGUAGUAAUGGUAACAGAGAUGACAGGAUUGCAGAACAACUAGUUGAGUUACUAGAAGCACUUGAUUAUUGUGGGUACGCAGCCCUUUCAGGACUCGUCGUACUUUGUCGUGAAAAGUGUUUUCCUGUUGAUGUACAACUUUCUUUAAAAGGACGUUGUAGUUACGCUUCACUUCUCACAUCCACUGCAAUCUCUAUACGGGAUCAAGAUGAAUUACUCUUUAAAGCUAUGGUGAUAGAAGCUCGUCAACACUUUGUGGAAUAUGCUCGAAACUCACAAGAAAAGGAUUUAAAUCAAUUUGUAAAUUGCAUUACUGGGUUAAGUACUGUAGGAUUUGAUAAUGUAUCAGAAAAUGAAGAUAUUCGUUUAGCCUUAAUAGAUUAUCUUAAAAGUCCUUGUGUUACUAUCGAAUCUUGCUCCAUAAUGUCGGCGAUUACUUUGGCUGCUAUGAUAGAAAACAUCUAUGUUUGGUCUGAGAUGUUAAAGGUAUCAUGUCCUGAUGUUGUUUCUCCUUUUGAGAAGGCUUUACUAUUGAAAUUACUCCCAACGGAGGAAACAUCAUCAUCAUCAUCAGUAGGAACAGUAGGAGCAACCCCAACAAAUAUCACUGAAGAGUUAUCAGAGGCUGCAUGUCGUGUGGUGGGACUCCAACAAACUUCUAUGGAUAUUCGCAGAGCCGCUGCGGAAGUACUUGGCAAUGCGAUUCUCUGCGCUGAAGCCGCAGCGGAUAGGUGGAAGUCAAUACAACAAGAAUCACAUCCACACCGUUCGUUUGAGGUGGUGGCGCUGGCCACGGCGGAGAGUGAAACUAAUCACGCAGAGACCGUACUGCGUUACUGUGCCGCACUGCAGCAGAGUGGGAUGGCACAUCACGUGGAGGGUUCCGUCUUGUAA
This is a messenger RNA of Trypanosoma theileri, 2991 nucleotides long. Its product is annotated as putative target SNARE. The transcript has a single exon. NCBI's taxonomy places the organism in Eukaryota, Euglenozoa, Kinetoplastea, Trypanosomatida, Trypanosomatidae. The coding region runs from base 1 to 2991 and encodes 996 amino acids. The record is from RefSeq and is a predicted model, not a curated record.